Molecule: messenger RNA, 453 nt
Organism: Porites evermanni
Lineage: Eukaryota; Metazoa; Cnidaria; Anthozoa; Scleractinia; Poritidae
Source: the annotation of a GenBank genome assembly
AUGCCGGUCCUCAAAGCCAUUACACACAGAGGAAGCUGGGUCCAAAGGCACCGGAAUGGCUUCGAAAGUCGCAGGGCAAGAGUAGACCUUAAGGAGGAUAUGGACGAGGAAACGAGGGCGGAGGGAAAGGAGCGACAAAGGAAGGCAUUGCAGAGCUUUGCGAAAGAAUUCGGACGGGGUGUACGACAGCAACGAACGAGAGGGAAGACCAAAGAAAGAGCUGGUACACUUCCACUUGCUCUGAGUAUGUUCAAAAGGAAUGCGUCGGCACAUGGAGAAGUCGAUCUGCUGAAAGAGGUUCAAGGGAGUGAAGGACAAACUACCGCUUCAAGGCGCAGCCGAAGAAUAUGUGAUUAUCUUUUCAAAAGGCGACGUAGUUGCUCUCAAGCACAAUUACAAGAGGUAUAUCAUUCCUUUCUUCCUUGCAGUUCUUUUAAAAGAUCUCCACCAUAA